AAUUCAAGGUGGUUUCUCAAACAUAUCCUUAGCAAUAUGUAGCAAGGGUCAACAACUGUAAAAGGAGAAAACAAUCCAUUUGGAAAGUCCCGUCGUGUCGUGUCCUGUUUCCAGGUGCCGAUCUCCUUGUGCCGGCAAAACCUCCGAAGCUCAGCCGCCCCAUUAUUAUCAGAUUUUCAACUUGGCCAAAUGUCUUCGUUGAAGCAUCUCCAGAUCAUCAUCAACUUCUCUUGAACAUCCUCCAGUUUUACCACUCUCAGCUGAAAUGGUAUGUAGGGACAAUAGCCCCCGUGAUGAGAUUUACAGCUUAAUCUGGAGUCAAGAUUUUUCGCGAUGCGAAUAGUGUCAAAUGACAGUCUGGUAGUGGAUAGUUCAGAAAUAGAGCCCAUCUUAUCUCAUAUUGCCAUUGUCGAGGAAUCUGAGGACACUUCACCUUCAACUGAAAUUACAUCGAGCGAGGAUUGUUUGGAGACUGCUGGUCACCUGCCAAGUGUUGAAGUUGACGGAAUUCAAUCUUUGUCACAUGCAGAACUAUCCCAAUGUCGCAUAUGCUUGGACAGUGAAGGAGAAGAUCUGAUUGCACCCUGCCACUGUAAAGGAACCCAAAAGUAUGUCCAUAGAUCAUGUCUUGAUAACUGGAGAUCAACUAAGGAGGGCUUUGCUUUUGCUCACUGUACUGAAUGCAGGGCAAAGUUCAUAUUACGGGCAAACGUCCCACCUGAUCGCUGGUGGCUGAGGCUAAAAUUCCAGUUCCUUGUGGCGAGAGAUCAUGCAUUCAUUUUUCUCAUUGUCCAGUUGAUUGUAGCAUUCUUAGGAGUACUUGUGUACAAGUUUUAUGGGGAGGAACUAAGGGAAAUGUUUGGCUACCGAGAGCAUCCAUAUGGCUUCUAUACAAUGGCAGUUUUGGCAAUCAUAUUGGUGGGGUUGCUUUAUGGUUUCUUCAUAGCAAUAAUUUGUGGACAGAGAAUUAGUGAACGUCAUUAUCACGUUCUUGCCAAAAAAGAACUCACAAAGGAAUACGUGGUAGAAGAUCGGGAAAUGCUAAAUAAAGAAGUUCCGGAACUUGAUCCUAGCCACGUUACGGAGCUAAGAAUGUUGGGGCUCUACUGAGAUUCAUGUCAGUCUAGGUAAUGAAGGUUUGAGCACGCUUAAAGAAUGGAAAAUAAUCAAAAAUAUCAAGAAAAGACCAAGUCCAAGUGAAAAAUAGAAGAAAAGUUGAAGUUUGAGCUGAAGACCCUGCAUAGCCUUGCAUAGGCAAACUUGCGUAGGCUACGCAGAGGAGGACCUGAGAAGUAAAGAUUUGAAGACAUUCUGUUUUUGCCUACGCAAACCUGCGUAGGCUAUGCAGAUAUCCUACGCAGAGGAAAAAAGGUGAAGUGUUCAAACUUGCGUAGGCUACGCAAUUAGCCUACGCCCAUGCAUCCAGCCUACGCAAUUGACCGAAGGGCAAUUUUGUCCUGUCGUGGGGCUUAGUAUAAAUAGCUAUUUUUAGUCAUUCUAGGUUAUUUUUUUGGAAGGAUACUUAUGUAGCAGCUGUUGGGGAUUUCUUCUUGAGGAAUUUGGGUGACUUCACUAUUGUUCUACAUAAUCUUUCUUUCCUCUUUAGCUAUUAUGUUUAGUUUUUCAUCUCUUUUUGUAUUCUCCCUUCUUAAUAUGUCUAGCUAAGUUUAUUAAGAUAGGAUUGUGAACCCUAAGUGUGGUUAUAUUUUUUGGUUAUUAAUAUAAAUUCAAAAUUUGAUUAA
This is a messenger RNA of Nicotiana tabacum (common tobacco), 1742 nucleotides long. RefSeq lists its product as uncharacterized. Gene Ontology annotation, molecular function: zinc ion binding. The record is from RefSeq and is a predicted model, not a curated record. Lineage: Eukaryota; Viridiplantae; Streptophyta; Magnoliopsida; Solanales; Solanaceae.